Molecule: messenger RNA, 1767 nt
Organism: Eruca vesicaria subsp. sativa (arugula)
Lineage: Eukaryota; Viridiplantae; Streptophyta; Magnoliopsida; Brassicales; Brassicaceae
Source: the annotation of a GenBank genome assembly
AUGAGAGCCUCAAUAAGACACAUAUGGAAACUAUCUGUUAUUGUUUUGUUGGCAGUCUAUACUCAACCAUCCUUCGCGGAGGAAAAAGCCUGCCCAGCUGAUCAUGCUGGUUCAUCGGAGACUGGUAGCAGACGCGAAGCCGCCGAGAUAAUACCACCAGGUAAUGGUGUCGGUGUCCCCCAAGUAACUGAGAUGAAUUGGCCAGGAAAAUGGGAGUUAUUCUUGAAGAACUCUGGCGUAUCCGCUAUGCACGCCAUUCUUAUGCCAAAUAACAACAAAGUCCAGUUUUACGAUGCAACCAUUUGGAGAAUUUCGAAGAUCAAGCUCCCUCCUGGUACACCUUGCCAUGUUUAUGACCAAAAGACAAAUGCCAUUGAUUGUUGGGCUCACUCCGUUCUUGUCGAUAUCGAAACCGGAGACAUCAGGCCUCUCUUGCUUUCAACGGACACAUGGUGUUCUUCAGGAGGUUUAACUGUAGACGGGACACUGGUCAGCACGGGAGGGUUCCAAGGAGGAGCAAACACAGCUAGAUACCUUUCCACCUGCGCCAACUGCGUUUGGAGAGAGUAUCCAAAGGCAUUAGCUGCAAGAAGAUGGUACUCAACACAAGCCACUCUCCCUGAUGGUACUUUCAUCGUUGUUGGAGGCCGUGACGCUCUCAACUACGAGUACAUCCUCCCCGAAGGUGUGGACAACAAGAAACUAUACGACUCGAAACUUCUUAGAGACACAGAUGAUCCAACAGAAAACAAUCUAUACCCAUUCGUCUGGCUCAACACCGAUGGCAACCUCUUCAUGUUCGCCAACAACCGUUCCAUCCUUCUCAGCCCGAAAACGAAUAAAGUCAUCAGAGAGUACCCUCAGCUCCCUGGUGGUUGUCGUAACUACCCUGGUUCCGCCUCCUCGGCUCUUCUCCCUAUCCGCCUCGAAGUCGAAAACCCUCCUGUCAUCCCUGCUGAUGUCAUUAUCUGUGGUGGUGCAAGACAAGACGCAUUCUACCGUGCUGAAACCAAGAAAAUCUACGAGCCAGCCUUGAAAGAUUGCCAGAGAAUCAGCCUCAACGAAAGAAACCCUGUGUGGAUCGCCGAGGCGAUGCCGACGCCACGUGUGAUGAGCGACGCUGUUCUCCUCCCCAAUGGUGAACUCAUAAUCAUCAACGGAGUAAAACGUGGAACCUCUGGAUGGGGUAAUGGUAGGGAUCCAAUUUUCGCACCAAUCAUGUAUACUCCAAACAAACCGCUAGGCCAACGUUUCAGAGAGCUAGCUCCUUCCCCUAUCGCCCGCGUCUACCACUCCAUCGCAGUGGCUCUCCCCGACGGUAAAGUCCUCGUAGGUGGAAGCAACACUAACGACGGUUACAAGUACGAUGUCAUGUUCCCAACGGAAGUCCGCCUCCAGAAAUACUCACCACCUUACCUCGACCCGGCUCUUGCAAAUUUGAGGCCAGCUAUUGUGACCACGGCUACACCGAAACAGAUCAAGUAUGGAGCAAGGUUUGACAUAAGGAUCGCCCUUAACCAAAACGAUGUGACGAAGGAGAAUGUUCUUGUUACAAUGUUGGCACCACCGUUUACUACACAUGCUGUGUCGAUGAACAUGAGGUUGCUAAUGUUGGGUAUCUUUGAUAUCAAGAAAGAGGUUCGUGAUCUUCAUCAGAUCCAUGCCGUUGCUCCUCCCAGUGGAAACGUUGCUCCUCCUGGCUAUUAUCUUCUCUCUGUUGUCUACAAGGGUGUGCCAAGUGUUGGAGUAUGGAUUCAAAUCGUUUGA